Messenger RNA from Solanum verrucosum, 1354 nucleotides. RefSeq names its product probable F-box protein At1g65740. The transcript has a single exon. Bases 189 to 1133 code for a protein of 314 amino acids. Lineage: Eukaryota; Viridiplantae; Streptophyta; Magnoliopsida; Solanales; Solanaceae. The record is from RefSeq and is a predicted model, not a curated record.
UUGUAGUCUCUUCUUUAACUAUUUAUAUGUCGAACUUGUCAGAAUUGCCAUGCGACCUCAUUCGUACAGUUGCCGAGCGUGUUUAAGUGAUUGAAGAUUUUGUUGCUUUUGGUGCUGUUUGUAUCUCAUGGCGAACUGCUGCUACGAGAGAUAAUUUUGAUGUAUCCUCCCAACAAAUUCCAUUGCUUAUGCUAGCAGAUAAAGAUGAUGAUUAUCGAGAAUUUUACUCUCUUUCCAAACACAAAGUUUCACGCAUAUUUCUCCCAGAAAUUAGAGGGCGAAGAUGUUUUCCAUCAGAGGGAGGUUGGAUGUUCACAGACUCAUGUACAGGAGAAUUUAACUUGUUUCAUCCUUUCUCCCGUACCCAAAUUCAACUUCCUCCACAAAAUGCCCUAAAGGAGGCUUUACAGAAAGACGCAGAAAUAACUCAUUACAUUAUUGACAAAGCUGUCUUAUCUGCCAAUCCUUCUCUUACAUCAGAUUAUGUUUUGGUGAUUUCCGAUCUUACAUAUGGUAGAGGUGAUCUCGCCUUUUGGCGACCGGGAGACGUCAACUGGACUAAAAUUGUCAUGAGAAGAAAGGCUAGAUUCAACAGUCUCUUUCACCAUAAGGGGAAAUUUUAUGCUUUUAAUUAUGGUGGCGAGUUAUGGGUUUUUGAUGUUCCCGGCUGUAGCGUUCCUGAACCAAUUGUAGAGCCGCACCGGCUUACUCGUCUGAAAGAUCCAAUAUUACAUCAACCGGAUACUCAGUACUACUUUGUUGAGAUAUCGGGUGCACUAUUAUUUCUUAUUCGAUUUUUGAAUAACACAUAUACUAGUGAUUAUGAAACCAUUAAGUUUAAGGUAUUUGAAAUAGAUGUAAUCAAAGAUCAAUUGAACGAGAUUAAUACUUUGGGAGAUUCAACAAUUUUUUUGGGACGUAAUGGAGCAACUGCUAUGGUUACAGGGCUGAAACCUAAUCACAUUUAUUUUACAGAUGAUGUGUUUGAGAGCUAUUUCGCCUUGGAAGCAGGUAGUGGAAAAGAUAUGGGGGUUUACAAUUUUGAAAAUGGAAAGGUUGAAUCUUUUUAUUCUGGGGUGUCACUAAGUCCUGUUUGCCCGCCAACAUGGGUUAACCCAUCAUUCGGAUCAUAAUGCGGUUUUACUCACCAUCAUAUGGCAGCUCAUGAGAUCUCUUUGUUUUGUUUUGUGUUUUUAGCUAGUUAUUUAUCAUUGUUUUUAACAAAUUAUCAUUAUAAAGUUAAAUUAAUCUAUUUAUUUUCCUUCAUUUUAAUAUGUUGUAUGAAUGUUAUCAUAUUUAAGCAAUUCUAGUUGUGAUUUCUCAAAAUGGUUGAGGCUUAUGAGAUUCAGUUUGC